This is a messenger RNA of Penicillium oxalicum, 711 nucleotides long. RefSeq lists its product as uncharacterized. The transcript has a single exon. NCBI's taxonomy places the organism in Eukaryota, Fungi, Ascomycota, Eurotiomycetes, Eurotiales, Aspergillaceae. Bases 1 to 711 code for a protein of 236 amino acids. The record is from RefSeq and is a predicted model, not a curated record.
AUGGUGAACGACUCUGAUGUGCAAACUCGCUACAAUGUUUGCGAUCGUAUACAGGAUGGAUCUCUGGCCGUUCAAGACGGCAGAACGAUCGCGCCACUCAUCAACAAUCUCCUCUCCCAGCCAGGGUGGGUAGCCCGCAUCGCGACGCAAGACUGGCACCCCGCCAACCAUAUUUCGUUCGCCAGUAAUCAUCCACCACCAGAUAACCGACCUUUUGAAUCCUUUGCAAAGAUGAACAACCCUGCGCCGGACAAGAAAGAGGAGAGCAUGCCCCUUCAGCUGUGGCCGGACCACUGUGUAGCUGCCACUUCGGGGGCUGAUCUAAUCCCGGAGAUUGACACGCGCUUCAUAGAUUACUUUGUGCGCAAGGGCAUGGACCCUCAGAUCGAGAUGUACUCUGCCUUUGCUGACGCAUUUGGUAAUUUGGACCCUACCGUGACGGCACGGUCCGUCAGUGAGGAUGUUGCCUCGAUUCUGGUGAAGAAAGGAGUCACGGAUGUAUUCGCCGUGGGGUUGGCGGGCGACUAUUGUGUCAAGUGCACGGCGAUCGAUGCUGUCAAGGCUGGCUUCCGCAGUUGGGUUAUUGACCAAGGAACCAAGUGUGUUGUGCCAGAGAACUGGGCAAAAGUCAAGGAGGAGCUUCGGGUCGCUGGGGUCUCGGUGAUCCAUGCAGAUGAUCCCAUCGUGAAAAAGCUCAGCAAAGCUCUGUGA